This is a messenger RNA of Cylas formicarius (sweet potato weevil), 8162 nucleotides long. RefSeq lists its product as uncharacterized. The transcript has 5 exons. The record is from RefSeq and is a predicted model, not a curated record. Gene Ontology annotation, molecular function: protein binding. The coding region runs from base 74 to 7957 and encodes 2627 amino acids. NCBI's taxonomy places the organism in Eukaryota, Metazoa, Arthropoda, Insecta, Coleoptera, Brentidae.
CACAGCAGUGUGUUCACAAAUCAUAAAACCUACCAGAGUAGAACAGGAAAUCUCAGUCGAUUUGAAACCUGAAAUGAGAAACGAGUUCUCUGCCACUUCACCUAGUCGAGAAAAAGAUUUGAUGACCCCAUCUGUUAGGAAAGACAUUGAAAAAAUCCCCCACCAAAUAAUCGAUCGACUUCCUGAAGGAAUUCGUAAAGACAUCACCACACCACCUCCAUCAAUGCGAAAAAUUGCUUCGUCCGAAUUUGCAGCAGAUGAGCAACCAAAAUUGUGGACAUCUACGCCGAAACGCAGCAUGAAUGAUAUAAGUGAGGCUGUAAUAGUCGAACCCUCCAUUCCAACAGAGGAAAAGGAAAUACGAAAAUUGGAAUUAGCUAAAACUGGGGAAGAAAAACAGGUUCCAAAACUUCAACGAGAAGUAGCAAAGCCUACUGAAGUUCUGAAAGAUAUUCAAUUUACGAAACCCAGGAGUAUGGAGGUUCAAGAGACACAAGAAACACUUGAGCCAAUUAUAGAAGCACAAAUAGAGUUUAAAGAAACUUCUUCACCAAAGCACUUAUCUAAAGCUAAGGAAACUGGAGCUUUAGAAGAGACCCAACCAUCACAACUUUCUAAACAAUUAUUCGAAGAGGAGCGAGCAGGGUCGCUGCCAUUCUCUGUGACGAACGAAAUACAAGUACUUGAGGAACCGCCGUCUGGUUUGCACAUGACCACCACAAUUACCGGUUCCGGUACAUUGGAGGUGACCACGGAAGGUCCAGCGGGCACGAUCGAAACUACUCUCACCUACACCGAAGAUGGCAACGUUGAGGUUGUUACUGAAAUGGUUCAAUUUGCGGAUAGCACCAAAUCUCCAAUCUCGCUUCCAUUGGAGUCGCUACUAAGCACCCAUCCUGAGGUUGCUGAUCCAGAGACAAAACUUAAGCCAAUUGUUCCUAUUAUAUCAAGCCUCAUAUCAGGCCCAUCAGCCCAAGACACCCCAUUUAGUAGCAGCGAGCUUACGUCGGAGCUCACUAGUCAGAUCACUAGCGGUAUGGAGGAAGUUAUACCGAUUGUCAAAGACUCGAAAGAAAUGAUAUCCCCACCAAGAGAUUUGGAACCAGAAACGAUAGCAUCGCUUCAACUGGUGACAACGGAAGAAGUACCGAGCAGCGUGCUUUCAGAAAAAGAAGGAAGUAAUGGUCCUAUUAGAACUGAUAGUUUCAAAAUCAGUGGAGAUGAACUGGUAGAGUCUCCAAAAGAAAUGAAAGAAAAAGUAGGAAGUAAAGAGCCCAUUAGCAGUGAUAGUCUCAGAAUCAGUGAAGAUGACAAGGUAGAUUCUCCAAGUGAGAAAGGUAUUAUAAAACCAACUAUUGAAACUGUCAUUAGAGACGAAAUGCUGGAAUUUGGUGCGCCCGUAUCCACCGAACUGGAUGUCACAGCAAGCAAUAAGGUUGCUGAUAAAAAAGUAACUUUAGAUGUUGAAGAUCAAGUUUUCGAGGUCCGAAAACAUGCUGCACCAGACGCCCCUACAGUGGCACCAGAGGCGGAGGAAACAUCGAAGCCCACUGUGAAAAGUCACGGCGUUGACUGCGGCUGUCAAUCAAAAGACGAAAAAGAACAAUCAUGUCAAUGCUGCGAAUGUAAAGAAAUCGGAAUAACAACAUCCGGAGACAAGGAAACUAUCACCGAAACAGACGAAAUGUGCAAAAUGGUGGAGGAAACUGGGGAGAAAGACGACAGCGAUUCCGAUUUCAUGACAUUAAGCGAAACGAACGAGAUCGCCGAAGAUCAAGAUUUUGGAAAGAAAACAGGGGACACUGUUGAAGAAAUUAGCAACCUUCCAUCGGACCAAGCAGAAACGCAACACAAAACGGACCCCAUUCUUAUUGCAAAAUACCCCGAGUUCGUAGGUAAAACAGCAGAAGAACAACGUUCAGUACUGAUAGCACUGGGGUACGAGCAGCCCCUGAUUGACAGAAUGAUGUCCCAACCGUCCAAGGAAAGUCCAAAGUUAACAGGUGAAACCGUGGCGAAAGACAGUGUUGGACCAGUUUUAACAGAAAAAAUAAUAGCCCAAGAUGAAAUACCAAAAGAGGAACCCGCGAGAAAGCAAGAGUUACCUCACGUAUCUGCAGCAGAAAUGGCGUUUGUAUAUGAUAGACCCAAAUCUAUUGAGGUACCAGAAGAGCAAGGGAUGAUAGUUGCCACUUCUCAACAUCCCGUGCCAGGGGUUCAACAACUACAAGAUUUUGGGAACGUGGAAGAUAAAGUAGUACUACCCAUAAGCCAAGACCCGCUAGAAUUUGUAACAGGUUGGUACAAACCCGAAAAAGCAUUAGCUGCCAAACCGGGUGUACACGGCAAAAUGGUGGAGGAACAAAAUGUCGAGCGUGAAAUGGUGGCUCAGCAAAUUCCGGUUGAAUUAGCUAUCCAACCCACAAAAUUGACACCACCGCAACAACUCGAGGCAAAAAUUCGUCCCGUUACUUCUUAUCCACCAGAACAGUUGCACCGAUCCAAGGAACGUGCCACUCCAAGUGCUGAGCAAUAUAUCAAGAUUGACGAAUUGCCAAUAUCAACUUCUCAAGAACCCCGGGACUCACCUCCAGCGAAAGCAAGUUUAAGAGCUGAUGACGAUUUUGUGGAGAAGAUAAUUUCUAUCGUAGACGAAUCUAGUUUCUUGGUAGAAGAACCUCAAAAGGUGCGAAGCACGUCGGACUCUUGCAAGGCCAUAUGCAGCUCAAUUCGCACUUCGGCUGCCGCAAUGUCCCUGAAUCAGUCAAGGUCAGUGUCGCUUCAGGAGAAGCCAUCUUCCCGGGAAGGAUCCGCGAGUUGCAAAGCGAGCUGUAGAACAAUUUCCGUCCAAAGUUCCAAAACAAAGACCAAAGAUAUUGCCAUGUCUCCCGUUGUUCCUGCUAAGAAUUCUAGCCCCGAUGGGAACCCGGAAGAGGUGCGGUAUAAAAAAAAGUCUAACGAAGUACCCUCCAUAGUUUCUCAGUUGUCGGAUAAAGGCCUGAAUCCUACCCUAACGGGGCAGGCGAUCAAAAAGAGCAAGCCCCAACGAAAGAAACGCAAUUCUUCCUCCAAGGUACUCAAGAAGAUCGAGUGUGACUGCGGCGACGUGUGCCAGUGCAUAAUUUGCGCGCCAAAGGUCAUCGAGAAGAGGAACGCCGCACUACGACGUCGCAGUUUCAGUUGCGAAUGUCCGCCUCAAGUUAUCGUCGUGCCUCAAGUUAUGCAAAUGACAUGCUCGAUGAAGACUUCCAGAUCGGCCGGACAUUCUCAAGGAUGUACAUGCGAAGACUGCAGAUGCUCCCCGUGCAGCCCUUGUCCAAACGUUGACAAGGCGGCAAGCGAGUGCCGUGCGGAAUGCUCAGAGAAAUCGGGUUCGCGUAAAACCGAUGGCAAAAGCAAACGAGGCAAAUCGAAGACCACGAUUGAUGACGUAUUUAUGUCGUGUAAAUUUCCCGAAAUGACGCCGCAAACGUGCGACUACCAAAAGUCCUACGCACACGCACAGGACUGCGAAUGCGUGGACUGCUUAACCCUGCCUAAGGUCAAAGAACUCGCCAUGACCAGGGAGUACCCGAUAGUGUUCGACGAAAAACAGGUCUACCAAGUGAAAGUGAACUGCGAAUGUGUCAACGCCACGAACGCUAAGCGAUACGUCGAGCAGCAACGUUCGAGGAUACCGAUUUCGAUAACAUCGCCGCAUCCGCCGCGAGCCAGAUCGGAUCAUACCCAGAAACUCGAAGCGCAGACGAUCGAACCCAAAUCUUCAGCGUCGGAGGGUACCUACAAAUCCGCAUGCGAGUGCCAGCCCUGCAAAUGCGCCAGUUGCGCCGAUCCGGACGUGAAAAAGCCUGUUACUCCUUUAGACACGCAACGGAAAACGUGCUUUUGCAUAGGUGUCUGCACCUGCAAAGUUUGCCCAGAAACGAAACGCGCGGCAGCAACUGAAGUAGACGCAACGACUGCCGUACCAGCACCUGUAAGACAUACGGAAGAUGUAAAGCCAGUCGCAAGUAGUACUGAAGUUGAUCCGGAUUGCGACUGCCCGACUUGUCCUUGUCCGUUUUCCAAGGAAUCGCGCCCGGACCAACACUUAACUACCCAUGCACCACCAGCAGGUGAUGACUGUGACUGUCCACUAUGCGACUGUCCGGGUCUCCAAAAGCCAAUCGAAGAAAAACCUACCGUUCUUCCCCCAAUGCACGUAGACGUAGACAAAGUUCCUCCAACGCAUGUAGACCUAGAUAAAGGCGGGCAUCCACCUGAUUGCAAUUGCCCUACUUGCACCUGUCCGGGUCUUAAAGAGAUAUCACCAGUAUCCGACUGUGACUGUCCUAUGUGCGACUGCCCUGGAUCGCCCCUCAAGCAACCGAAGGUGACUGAAAAAAUGUCUGAAAGAAAGGACGUAGUUCCAACAAAGCCCGAAGAUUGCACUUGUACCGUUUGCGGCUGCGGAGAUGGUGCCGAAGUACCCCGACACCACGCAAAACUUCUUAAGGAGGAGGGAGGGCUAGCAUCGUGUGAUUGCCCAAGCUGUCAAUGUGUGCCUUGCCCGGAUCCCGGUAAGGAGCGAACUGGUGUCCCACCACCCACUGCGGAGAGUAUAAAACCCGUAGACAGUUGCGAUUGUAAAGAGUGUCACUGCAAACCCUGCGCAGAUCCGAAAAAAGCGGCGAAAGUAGAGACGGUUGCGCCUCACCAAAGAGAUCUGCUGGAAGUGCCUAAGAAAAUACCUCACCCUCCCGACUGCGAGUGCAGGGAGUGUAUGUGUUUGGAGGAGAUAAUUCAGACGGAACUCGUGGUCACUUUGGAGACUGGGACGCAGCCUGCGACGCAACCUGACGUUCACGCUGCUGACUGCGCAUGCCCUCAAUGUCUCUGCGUGGAAUGCGCUACGAAGCAUUCUCAUCCCGCAGGGUGCAGAUGUGACCAAUGCAUUUGUUCCAUUUGCGACCAUAAGGACAAACCGGCCGAGUCAUUUCCAGUGGCACGGCACCAUGGAGAAUGCAGUUGCAUCGAAUGCAGGUGUGACGUAUGCGAUAGAAUACAAGAAAUCGGGUUAGCAAAGCCAAGCGCCAGGAUUGUCCAUCACGAGGGUUGCAAUUGCGCAGAGUGUUUGUGCAAAGAAUGCGAUACGCAAUUGAAGUCACAGCUGAGCUGCCAAUGUGUGCAUUGUCUUUGUAAGGAAUGCUUAAGCAAAGUAAAGCAAUAUGUACGGCCCCUAUCGCAACAGUCUCAGCGUAUAAAGUCCACUCACCCAGACGGAUGUAAAUGCUUGCUAUGUCUAUGUCGCGAAUGCGACGAAGGGGAAAGGAGAGCUUUGGCGGACGAAUGUCAAUGUGGUAAAUGUAUUUGUAUUUCGUGCCCCAAAAGGAAGAUUGGGGUAGCAUAUGCUGCAACAAAGAAAGAGCUGCCAGCGCAAGUGCCAAGUCAAUUGCGGACGGAACCUACUCCAAGAGCCUACGGUGUGAAGGGACCGGGCUGUACAUGCGAGCAGUGCAUUUGCGUGGAGUGCCAGGGUCUAAUGUUCGCCACUGAAAAGACUGCCGCUCCGCCACCAGCAACAAUUUCCAGCACAGUUUCACGCCCAGAAGAUUGCGACUGUCAGGUCUGCAAUUGUCCGGAAGCAAAAACUGCAGCACCUCGACGGGUAACGCCUACGAUCUCCAAGAAAGUUUCCCAUCCACAGGAUUGCGAUUGUUUGGUCUGCACCUGUACGGGAGAAAUUGGUCGACCAGCAACUCCAGCUAUUUCCAGAAUGGUUUCUCAUCCCGAACGUGAGAUUAUAAUUGAUCGACCGGUGACGCCGAAGAUAUCCAGCAAAAUUUCGCAUCCAAAAGAUUGCAUUUGCCGUGUGUGCCAGUGUCCGGAAGAACUCGCGUCUAGACCGGUAACACCUACGACCUCCAGAAGGGUUUCCCAUCCGAAAGAUUGCAAUUGUGUGGUCUGCAGAUGUCCAGCUCGGCCGGUAACGCCGACGGUAUCGAGCAGAGUCCCCCAUCCCAAGGGUUGCGAUUGCUUGAUUUGCAAUUGUCUAGAAGAAGAAGAAGAAGAAUAUAUCUCAGCUCGACCAGGCACGCCGACGAUUUCGAAAAUAGUUUCUCACACCGCAAAAGAUAUAAUUUCGCGACCGGUGACGCCCAAGAUAUCCAGCAAAGUUGCGCAUGCCAAAGAUUGCGAGUGCCCGCAAUGUAAACAUUCGCCUGAUUGCGUCUGCCCCGGAUGUCUAUCUUUGGAGGAGGAAAUAAAGUCUCAACGGAAAACCUCGUCGUCCUUUGAAUCGGCUCACGGAGAAGAUUGCACAUGCCCAGAGUGCACAUGCGAAGAUCUCGCGGCAGAAAUGCAGAUUCCUAGCGCGGCGCCUCUAAAACGUAAAAAAGAAGAGUACUUGAGCGCAAAAUCUAGCGAAGUGGCCAAGCCGCUUCUCGUUUUAACGGAUCCUCCACCGUUUGAGGCGUUUCCGGUACCGGAUUGCGAUUGCGGGAAGUGCGACUGUUCAAUGUGCAGCAGAAAGGCGGGAAUUCGCAAGUUACCAUCUAGCGACAAAGCGAAACCAACUUUCACUUUGACGGGCCCUCCGCCAUUCGAGGAAUUCGCAGAGCCGGACUGCAAGUGCAAGACGUGCGAAUGUUUGGAGUGUACUAGGAAGCCGGGGUACAUCAGGUUACCCCGCGUGCCGAAAACUACGGAAGCCGAGAGAGAUGUCGACCAGACAGCGAGAAGUCCGUGCGAUUGCCAAAGAUGCGACUGCGAGGUUUGUAGCAAAACAACUCAGCAACUUGGAAGAGAACCCAAGCAAAUUGCGGCCCAGGUUUCGUCGUCAAAAAUGUCGAGGCCUCAAACGCCGAUCCACUGCGACUGUCCGACGUGUACCUGCGAUGAAGGCGUUCUUAGCAAAGUUGAAGCAGAAUCUAAAACGCUAUCCACUAUAUCCAAGCAGCCUUCGAAAGAGUUCUUCUCCACCACUAGCCACCCGACGGAAACGGAUACACCAAGAAAAGACAAAGCGCAGCAUCCUGCAGAUUGCGACUGUCCCGAAUGUGGCCCCUGUCCCGAUUUGUUCACUCACAUUCCCGCUCAGUCAAGCUUUCAAGUCCCGGAAAUUAGGAAAAUGGACAGCGUCACCCUGAAGCAGCAAAUUCAAGCGCACACCAAGGAAAACUGCGAGUGUAGGGAGGAGAUCGAAGAGAUUAAAAAAGCGUUGAAUCAAAUCAGAUGCGCUUGCACGGAAGCGGAAAUGAGAACUGCCAGAACCAUGAUGGGAUCCAAGCCAUUUGUGAAGCAAGCGUCCGUUUUCGGACAGACAAUGUCUGGCUUGAAAAUGGCGCUCAACAAUCUCCAGGACAAAUGCAAGGCGAAGGAUAAGAUGAUCGCGGCGAUGGCGGGUGAACUGCAGUUGAGGGGCAACGAGGAGGUGAUCGACAAGGUGUUGAUAAUGUCGCAGCAAAUGUGCCAAGCUUUGGACUACGAUCAAGCGGAAGACGUCAAGUCAUUAGAUAGGUCGCAGCUGGUGGCAGAUAUAAUUUAUCCCAGUUCCGACAUCAGAGACCAAGCGACGGAACCUUGCGUCGAGUCUAAGUCGGUGGAAGUUAGAACGCACAAACGGAAGAAAAAGCUGUCCAAAAAAGUAUCGUGUAUUUGCUCGACGCCGCAGAUCAUUCAGAGAGACGAGAAAGAUUGCAAGAAGGUCGAUUUAACGAAAUUCGAGGUGGUAGACGUGAAAAGGAUAACUGGCGACAGUUUAAUUAUUAAGUGGGUCGCGCCUGGAGACAAAACCAUCACGGGGUAUGAUAUUUACAUCAACGGCACGUUAUUGUCGAAGGUAAUGAGCGGUGCUAGAACCAGCGCUAUGGUCCAUUCGCUCGAUCUGUCCAAAAAUGUGCACAUUUCGAUCUACGCCGUCACCAAGUGUGGCAGAUGCGAUCGUCCGGCUAUAGCCAUAUACAAAAUCAAGCCCUGAAGAUGGUGAUGGCUAUUACUAUUGACAUGAUUGUGCUUCGUCUCAUUAAAAAAAAAAGAAAAAAAAAUGCUUAGGGUUUUUGUCUUAAGGGCUUACAGCGCAUACUAGACGCUAGCGUAUGAGGGUUAUAAAGUAUUCCUCGAAAAAAAUUACAUUUUUGCGGCUCCAAAGCACCGUUGUAAGCAUUUAAUGGUUUUGAUACAAU